CUCAAGACGUUUUGCCGAGUGUGUUUUCGUCGGUUCGGUCAACUAUACAGAAAUAUUUUUCUCUCUAUAAUACCUAUAGAUACGAAAAUAUAUAGUAGAGAGGCGUUGUGUGCAUAUAGAAACUUAGUUCAAGACCAAAAACGACAGAUUUCAGAGGAGGUCACUCUGUGUGCGGUUAUUGAACAAAUCAAAUCGAAUAAAAAACUAAGAAAAAACAUAUAUAAAUAUAUGAAAAAUAUAUAUUAAUUGCCUUGUCAAUAUUGUAAUUGAUUGACCAAAAGGACCCGCAAAAUAUCCGAAUAUCUCCAGUUUUAUCUGUGUGUGGUGAACGACUUUCCAUCAAAGUUUGGCCGUGAUAAGUGAAAGUUAAUAUUUUGGCCACGAAAUGUUUCCCAACCAGAACAACGUAGCCGCUACUGGGCCCGGUCCGGCGCCUGAUGGCCAACAGAGCCUUGGCUACAAUGGACUGCCGACUCAGCAGCAGCAGCAACAGUUGUCACAGUCCACGAAGAAUGUGCGAAAGAAACCCUAUGUUAAGAUCACGGAGCAGCCGGCGGGCAAGGCCCUUCGUUUUCGCUACGAGUGUGAGGGCCGCUCGGCGGGCUCUAUUCCGGGAGUAAACUCCACGCCGGAGAACAAGACCUAUCCGACGAUUGAGAUUGUGGGCUACAAGGGACGUGCCGUGGUGGUCGUCUCAUGUGUGACCAAGGAUACGCCUUAUCGUCCUCAUCCUCACAAUCUGGUGGGCAAGGAGGGCUGUAAGAAGGGCGUCUGCACAUUGGAGAUCAACAGCGAAACCAUGCGAGCUGUCUUCAGCAACCUGGGCAUUCAGUGUGUCAAGAAGAAGGACAUUGAGGCGGCGCUCAAGGCGCGUGAGGAGAUUCGCGUGGAUCCCUUUAAGACUGGCUUCUCGCAUCGUUUCCAGCCCUCGAGCAUUGACCUAAACUCGGUACGACUCUGCUUUCAAGUAUUCAUGGAGAGCGAACAGAAGGGUCGCUUCACAUCGCCUCUACCGCCUGUGGUCUCGGAACCCAUUUUCGACAAGAAGGCCAUGUCCGACCUGGUCAUCUGCCGGCUGUGCAGCUGCUCGGCCACCGUGCUCGGCAACACACAGAUCAUCCUGCUGUGCGAGAAGGUGGCCAAGGAGGAUAUUUCGGUGCGCUUCUUUGAGGAGAAGAACGGCCAGACUGUGUGGGAGGCAUUUGGGGAUUUCCAGCACACUGAUGUCCACAAGCAGACUGCCAUUACCUUUAAGACGCCGCGCUAUCACACCCUGGACAUUACAGAGCCGGCCAAGGUCUUCAUCCAACUGCGACGCCCAUCGGACGGAGUCACCAGCGAGGCCUUGCCCUUCGAGUACGUGCCAUUGGAUUCAGGUAAACACACAUUCUGGAACCUUCAUCGGCACCUCAAGCGGAAGCCCGACGAAGAUAUCUUUCAGCAGAUUCUCAAGUUGGACGCCAAGCGGGAGGCGCCAACGAUUGAGGUCAUUGACUUGGAUACCCCGAAAAUACAGGUGCAGCGAGAGCCACCUUUGGACGUGGUAUUCCAUCAAGAGGAUUCUAUACAAGAGGAGCCUUCAUUUUUGUCCCAAGAACACGAGCAGGAUUCACAGCAGGAAGGAUUUUUACAGCAGGAGGAAUCUCUGCCGCAGGAGCAAACUUUACAGCAUGAAGAAGAGCAAUCCCUGCAGCAGGAGCAGCCUCUCCAACGGGAGUUUUCAGCCCAGCAAUCCGUUGAACAGCCCUCGGAGCACUUGACGGAUCACACUUCCGAUCAUAUUCCCGAGGAUAUGGAGGCAGCCGAUGCCCAGGCAGAGGCUGAGGCCCAUCGUUUGCGGUCCGAACAGGAGAAGGAGAUCGACACCAUUAUCGAUGAGAAGGUGCGGGAAUUGGAGCAGCUAGAACUGGGUCAACAUCUCGAACCGCGACCGCUGUCGGCCGAUGACAAAGUCACCGAAUGGAUGAAGUCCAGCGAGAUCGAGCAGAUGGUUCAUGAACCAAGUCCCACGGUCGAAGGAGAUGUCUUGGACGCUGCCUUGGAGGCGCAUAUAACCGAGGAGGAUAAGACACUGAAUGAACUUCUGGAGCAGGUGGCGGAGCUGGAUGAGAUUUACACGGACUACAAGGUCCAACGGGACACCUACAAUAACACCAUGAGGAACGAGCUGGCUGCAAUGGAGGGACAUCCGCCGUUGCAAGUGGAGGAGAGUUUCGAUGAUGCGGCCACCUAUACGAGCUUGCAGAUUGCCUUUAGGAACCCUGUUCUUAUACCCAUGGAUGACAUCAUGCCGCCAACGCCGCCCAUGUCGCAAUGUGCUCCAGAAGACGCCCACCAGCAUUACGAUCCUGUGGAGGUUAACUCACAGGCCAAAAAACCGGAGACUCCAUCCCGACCAGCUCCCCCCGUGCCAGUGCAAGUGCCACUGCAAAUGCCUGCGAUUAUUACGGUUCCGUUUCCCCCCGAGGAGGAGAAGCUGCCGCCUCUGCCGCCGAAAAGGAUUCGCAAGCAGGACAGCAACGCGGAGAAUCGUUCCAUCGAGGCCAAUACGGUUCAGGCCAGGCCAUCCACAGCCGAAUCCCCUCUAAACAAGAGACUUCCUCCCGCUCCUUCUAAUCCCAAGAACCCGAAUUUCAACACUCUACCGAGGCAGAAGAAGCCAGGCUUUUUCUCAAAGCUUUUCUCGCGGCGUAAGAGCAAACCGGACUUGGCCCAGGGAUCGGGUCAGGAUAGCGGCUCUCUGCUGGACUCCAAGAUGAAUAGUAGGGAGCCUAGCAUAGGGCACUUUAACAUGCAGGACCCGAUGAGGGCCUCGCUCCGCUCCUCCAAGUCUGCAGCGCCCUUCCUCUCAAGCACCAAUCAGACAGCAGCAACAACAACGAAAACCAGUCCUGUGAAGGCCAAGAAGCCCGGCUCGAAACUGACCAAGCCAGUGGGCCGGAGUGUGAGCAGUGUUUCGGGAAAGAGGCCAGCCUACUUGAAUGCCGAUGUGGUACACAUACCCCUGAAGGGUGACAGUGCCAACAGCCUGCCCCAGCAUCCCCGAACCGAGGCCUAUUCCCAGUCCAGCACUGUGUCAGUGGGCGGAGGACUGGACCGGCGCACUGCAUCCGCUUUGCAGCUGGCCGAUAUACCGAUUAGCGAGGGCGGCAUGGAGCUGGUGGCCAUUGCCGAUCGCCAGAGCCUGCACAAUUUGGUCAGCUCCAUCGAGGGGCACUUCAAUGUCCAGCUGGAUCCCAAUCUGGAUCUGACCGAAGCCGAACACUUUGCCUUGUACACGAGUAUUCCGCCGCUGGCGGCGGCCAGUGAAUUCGAUGAGACCUCCGCCUACUAUGCUCCAGUGGAUGCCGGCGAGAUCCUCACCCCCGAUGAGGUGGCCAAGCGAUUGGCGGCAGCUAAUGGCCUGAAUUAGACCGUGAAAAUUUGUUAAAUUAUAUAUUGUUUAGGCAAACGAAAAAAAGAGGUUAAGAAGCUACCUACGAAACUCCAAAACGAAGCAAGUUGCGUACGGAAAGCCAGAGGGGAAAAGUAGACCCUUUCCAUAAUGAAGGGAAAAUCGGCUCUGGUGGAGGUCCACUUGUGGGAGGAAAGCCUUUUCAGGUCCUCCGAAAAUUGUAUUUGUUUUUUAGAUUUGAUAAUUGUGCUAAAAGUAUCCCCCGAAAUAUGUAUUUUGUAAGCGAUACCAAGAGCAACGAGAGCCCAGGCAAAUGGGCUUGAAAGAGAUUUGUUAUUGUCCAGGUCGCUCCUUCCAAAGAAGGAUGCAGGACCUCCCAUUAAUUGUAUUUAAGCGAAACCACUCAAUUUUCAGAGUAGCGUAAGAUUUCCACAGCGAAAUCGAAUAUUGUUUUUAAAUUGAAACCAAAAAACCAAACCGAAUCCAUGUACAACAUUGUGUGUGUAUGUUUUGUCUUAUAGAUCCAGCGCACCUGAGGCGGAAACGUCAGAAGACUGGCGGUGAUCCCAUGCACCUGCUGCUAGCGCAGCAGCAGAAACAGCAGUUACAGAACGACCAUCAGGAUGGCAGUAAGUC
Molecule: messenger RNA, 4030 nt
Organism: Drosophila kikkawai
Lineage: Eukaryota; Metazoa; Arthropoda; Insecta; Diptera; Drosophilidae
Source: RefSeq, a predicted model, not a curated record